AUGGGAGCGAGAGCAUUUAGUGCUCCUGGAAAGGCAUUUUUAGCAGGAGGGUACCUCGUUCUCGAUCCUAAAUACAUGGCCUAUGUUGUAGCAUUGUCUUCUCGGAUGCAUGCUGUCGUAAGACAACGAGGUAGCGAUACAAAAAGCAGUGUCUCUAACAUUGUGAUCACAUCUCCGCAGUUUAAAAAUGGUGAAUGGCUUUAUGAAAUAAGCCUGGACGGGUAUCAUUCAGUUAAAAAUGUUUGCGACUACAAUCCUUUCCUAGAGGCCACCAUUGCAACAUCUCUAGCAUACAUCCAGCCGGAAGUAAAUUUUAAUGUUGCGAUAACAAUCUUUUCAGAUCCUGGUUAUCACUCGCAGGCCAAUUGCGUCAAGCAUAUCUCUAAUAAUAAAAAUAGGUCUUUUUUGUAUCAUGAAGAGCCAAUUUUGAAAGUUGCCAAAACAGGUUUAGGAUCUUCUGCGGGAUUAGUCUCAGUUGUAACUGCCGCUUUGUUAGCACAUUUUAAUGUAAAAAUUGACGUCAACGUUGUACAUAAUUUAGCACAAAUAUCACACUGCAUUGCUCAAAGAAAGAUUGGCUCUGGUUUUGACGUCUGUGCAGCCGUAUAUGGGUCAAUUAUUUAUCGUCGCUUUGAAGUAUCUCAAAUAAGCGAACUUCUUACACGUCCUAGCGACGAAUUCCAAGAUAUAAGGAAAUAUAACUCGAAUUUGCAGAGAGUUGUUGAUCUGGAGUGGGAUUACGAACAUAUCAUAUGCGCUCUACCCUCAGGUAUUAGGUUACUUAUGGGUGAUAUCCAAGGUGGUUCAGAGACACCAAAAUUAGUUUCAAAAGUGUUGAAAUGGAAAAAUGAGAAUCAGAAGGAGAGCGAAGAGCUAUAUGGAAAAUUGGACAAAGCUAAUAAGGACUUCAUUGCUGUGUUAGACAGGAUUAAGCGAGCCUACCAAGAUCAUCCCCAGUAUCAUUCUGAGGCUCUCGAGUAUUUUAGCUCCCGAAGUAUUGACGAUAUUGAUGCAAAUAGUGCAACUUCAAAUCCUUCUAUGGUGGCGAUAAUUAAACUCAUUGAAGUAAUAGCGGAUAUUAGAAGAAAUCUAAAGCAGCUCACUCUCUCCUCAGGUGCAGAAAUAGAACCACAUCAACAGACUCUUUUACUAGACCAUUGUAAUACGUUGAAGGGAUGUCUAGGUGGCGUUGUUCCGGGAGCCGGUGGUUACGAUGCUAUAUGUUUACUAGUGAUCGAAGAUUCUGUCAAUGAUAUUAUUCGGAGCAGCUUUUCGGACGACCGCUUUCUGAAAGUGAAGUGGCUUGAUUUACAUGAAGUAGCCGAUGGUAUUGUGGAAGAAGAUGCUACAGAUUACGAAGGCUUACUCUAG
Messenger RNA from Priceomyces carsonii, 1371 nucleotides. It is a transcript of the gene ERG8, whose product is annotated as phosphomevalonate kinase. Gene Ontology annotation, biological process: ergosterol biosynthetic process; isopentenyl diphosphate biosynthetic process, mevalonate pathway. Gene Ontology annotation, molecular function: ATP binding; phosphomevalonate kinase activity. Gene Ontology annotation, cellular component: peroxisome. The transcript has a single exon. The coding region runs from base 1 to 1371 and encodes 456 amino acids. The record is from RefSeq and is a predicted model, not a curated record. NCBI's taxonomy places the organism in Eukaryota, Fungi, Ascomycota, Pichiomycetes, Serinales, Debaryomycetaceae.